Molecule: messenger RNA, 342 nt
Organism: Plasmopara halstedii
Lineage: Eukaryota; Oomycota; Peronosporomycetes; Peronosporales; Peronosporaceae
Exons: 3
Coding region: 1-342 (113 amino acids)
Source: RefSeq, a predicted model, not a curated record
AUGUUCCAACCGGCUCACGUCUCGCUGAUAGUGAAGUCGAAUGAGCCUCGUAAAAUUUCGAUGCACAAGGGACUCUCGUUAAUAUGUGGAUCUGGUUCGACUCCCUCGUGCAGUAGUCAAUCGCGCGAUUCUAAAUCUCGUGAACCAAAUGCGACAAAGAAUAACGACGAAACAAUUGGGGACUUUGGGGUCUUGUCGACUUUGAAAUUUUCGUCAUCGCUACGCCAGUCAAUUCAGGCGAUCCAGCCUGCAACGAACAGACAGCAACCUGAUCCUGUAAACGCGAUGACAACUUCGGUUGACCCUCCAGUAUAUGACGAAAGUGAUGACGACUCCCGAUAA